AUGGAAAUAAUUGAGCUUCAAGAACUCCAAACAAUGCAGCUUUGUUUCCAGUCUGGCAAUGUAUCCUGCCCUAAAGAAAUCCGUCCAACAGCAAUCUAUGUAAUAUUGUAUAUUUUUUUGACUGGUGUGGUGAUGCUUACAGUGUGUGGAAACCUUGUGGUGAUCAUUUCCAUCUGUCAUUUCAAGCAGCUCCAUACACCAACCAACCUCCUUGUGCUUUCACUUGCUGUAACAGAUUUUCUUAUAGGAGCAAUUGUGAUGCCUUUCUACAUGAUUCAGUCCAUAGAAUUCUGUUGGUAUUUUGGUGACAUAUACUGCUCAAUGCACUCUAUAUUUGGUCUGUUGCUGACUUCAGUUUCUAUUAGUAAUUUGGUAUUUAUUGCCUUUGAUCGAUAUGUUGCUGUGUGUGAUCCAUUACUUUACUCUACUAAAAUAACAAUUCCUACAACGUGGCUGUUUGUUGCAGUUAGUUGGCUCUUUUCGCUAUUUUACACAAUGUUAGUAACUUAUUUUAAUACUGAUGCAGGACUAUAUUCUUGUCCUAGAGACUGUUUGAUAGUAUUUGAUGCAACAUGGGGGGUAGUAGAUUUGGUGGUCACAUUUCUCUUGCCUUGUUCUGCAAUGGUUACUCUGUAUACAAAAGUGUUUAUAGUUGCAAAAAGGCAUGCAAGAGUAAUACAGCAAAUUAGUUCUGCUGAUGGAAGCAAAGGCAACAUACCUAAAAAGUCUGAAAGAAAGGCAGCAAAAACAUUGGGGCUUGUAGUGGCUGUCUUUCUUCUUUGCUGGGUACCAUAUUACAUUUACACUGUUGUUGAGGCAUACAUACAUUUUACUUCUCCUCCAAUAGUGACAAAUGCUCUCACAUGGAUAGUUUGUUUUAACUCCUGCAUGAAUCCAAUUAUUUAUGCUUUGUUUUAUCCCUGGUUUAAGAAGUCACUGGAACUCAUAUUAACAUUCAAGAUAUUUCAGCCAGCAUCCUCUCUAAUAAAUCUGUUUCCAGGAAACCACUAG
Molecule: messenger RNA, 1011 nt
Organism: Polyodon spathula (Mississippi paddlefish)
Lineage: Eukaryota; Metazoa; Chordata; Actinopteri; Acipenseriformes; Polyodontidae
Product: trace amine-associated receptor 13c-like
Exons: 1
Coding region: 1-1011 (336 amino acids)
Biological process (GO): G protein-coupled receptor signaling pathway
Cellular component (GO): membrane
Molecular function (GO): trace-amine receptor activity
Source: RefSeq, a predicted model, not a curated record